Molecule: messenger RNA, 1609 nt
Organism: Globicephala melas (long-finned pilot whale)
Lineage: Eukaryota; Metazoa; Chordata; Mammalia; Artiodactyla; Delphinidae
Gene: EEF1AKMT3
Product: EEF1A lysine methyltransferase 3
Biological process (GO): peptidyl-lysine methylation
Cellular component (GO): cytosol; cytoplasm
Molecular function (GO): protein-lysine N-methyltransferase activity
Source: RefSeq, a predicted model, not a curated record
GGAACGCAGAGGGGCCGCGCGGGAGGGCGCCUCCGGGCCGCUGGUCUUUAACUGGGCUGGCAAGGCCAGACCCCACCCAGCCUCUUUCCUUAGCCUGCUUCUGUUUGGUCUGGGUUACCACCCCGGUUGCAGGCCCCCGUGCACCCCGCAGGUGAGAGGGGUCCAGGGACCCCGCUUCCUACGGAAGUCAAACUGGAGGAAGGAGGGCAAACUCGGGGAGGCGGGGCUCGGUGCCACUGGGCAGCCGAGACGGCCCGCGGUCCUCAACCCCCACGCCGCUUCAGAUCCGGGAUCCGAGCGCUGGCCGGCGACCCGGCACUCUCGCGGCCAGAUGGCGGAUCCCCGCCCAGAUCCUGAAUCAGAGCCCGAAUCCGUGUUCCCACGGGAGGUCAGACUCUUCGCCGACUCCUACUCGAAGAAAAGCCGGUUCUAUUUCUGUGGUCACGUGCUGAGCAUCACGGAGAACUUCGGGUCCCGCCUCGGGGUGGCAGCGCACGUGUGGGACGCGGCUCUAAGCCUGUGCAACUAUUUCGAGAGUCAGAAUGUGGAUUUCCGAGGCAAGAAAGUGAUCGAACUGGGCGCUGGGACGGGCAUCGUGGGUAUCUUGGCAGCGCUGCAGGGGGGGGAUGUUACCAUCACUGACCUGCCCCUGGUCCUAGAACAGAUCCAGGGCAACGUCCAGGCCAAUGUGCCGGCUGGAGGCCGGGCCCAGGUCCGCGCCUUGUCCUGGGGGAUUGACCAGCAUGUCUUCCCUGGAGACUAUGACCUGGUGCUGGGGGCUGAUAUCGUGUAUCUGGAGCCCACCUUCCCACUGCUGCUGGGGACCCUCCAACACCUGUGCGGGCCCCAUGGCACCAUCUAUCUGGCUUCCAAGAUGAGAGAGGAGCACGGGACAGAGAGCUUCUUUCAGCAUCUCCUGCCCCAGCAUUUCCAACUGGAGCUGGCCAAGCGGGAUGAGAAUGAGAAUGUUAACAUCUAUAGGGCCAGGCACAGGGGACCAAGACCUGCUUGAUGUCACCCUUCUGCUCCUCUGAACGCCUUGUUCUAAUGAAGGAACUGCCAUAUGUCCAGAGCCGUAAACAUAAGGACCAAAAACGAUGGAUUUCCCUUGCCUCUGUCUUUCCUCCUUCCCUUUUUGUUUCCUGAGAUACUCUUGGGCAGGUGCAGGGAGGUGCUAUGUGCUAGGAAUACUAGAGCCCUAGCUGUACCGGGCUAGAGUGCAAAGGAAAUUCCCAGUUCCUGUUCUCAGCAGUGGAAGAUGGGAGGGUAUCCAGGAUUUUACGGGGAGGGGAGGUAAGUGGGAUGUGUGAACAGUGGCUGCAGAGAGACAGUCAUGAUCCCAUCUAGUCCUGCUGUUGUCUUUUUAUACAGAAUGGAUUUUUUUUUUCCAGAUUCUACUGGAAUUUUUUAAAAAGGAAAAUAGGGCUUCUCUGGUGGCGCAAUGGUUGAGAGUCCGCCUGCCGAUGCAGGGGACGCGGGUUCGUGCCCCCGGUCCGGGAAGGUCCCACAUGCCGCGGAGCGGCUGGGCUCGUGAGCCAUGGCCGCUGGGCCUGCGCGUCCCGAGCCUGUGCUCCGCAGCGGGAGAGGCCACAGCAGUGAGAGGCCCGCG